This is a messenger RNA of Hyla sarda, 8393 nucleotides long. RefSeq names its product junction mediating and regulatory protein, p53 cofactor (gene JMY). Gene Ontology annotation, cellular component: cytoplasm; nucleus. Gene Ontology annotation, biological process: intrinsic apoptotic signaling pathway by p53 class mediator; 'de novo' actin filament nucleation; Arp2/3 complex-mediated actin nucleation. Lineage: Eukaryota; Metazoa; Chordata; Amphibia; Anura; Hylidae. The coding region runs from base 1053 to 3569 and encodes 838 amino acids. Gene Ontology annotation, molecular function: Arp2/3 complex binding; actin binding; transcription coactivator activity. The transcript is spliced from 11 exons. The record is from RefSeq and is a predicted model, not a curated record.
AUAUGUUCCCUCUGGGCCUGUGUUUCCCAACCAGUGUGCCUGCUAAGGCUGUCUGGGCAUCCUGGGGGUUGUAGUUUUGCAAUAUCUGGAGGCCCACGGUUUAAAGAACACUGGUUUAUGCCAUGCUUUUAUCACACGUGACUCUCUGAGGCACUGUUUCCCACCUAGGGGGCCUAAGGCUAUCUGGGGGUGCUGGGAGUUGUAGUUUUGCAAUAUCUGGUUGGGAAAAACUGCUCUGGGCUGCCACAUAACAAUUCGUGUUAGUAAAUCUGGGCCAAAAUAAUGUAAUUUUAUUUACUAGACUUGAAAAAUGAUAUGGCCGGCAAAGGCUGAAUACACAGAAAAAUAGACUACAUCACUGUUUCCUAGCCAGGGUGCCUCCAGCUGUUGCAAGGCUGUUGCCUUAAGCUGUCCGGGCAUGUUGGGAGUUGUAGUUUGGCAACAGCUGGAGGAACCCUGGUUGGGAAACACUGGUCUACAUCAUAGACUGGCAAACUAGGAACAACAACACGGAUUAGCACAGGCGGUGCUUAACCGGUCACAUGACCACACUGCGCCCGCUCUGAGCAUGCGCGGCAGGACAAGGGACACGUGCGCAUGUUUACGUUCCUUCUCACAGGUCGUGACGUCAGCGCCGGCCUGACAGCUUUGUUGUCUCCAUCGUCCUGAGAAGGGGAGGUCGCUGAGGGGGUACAGACGAGGGGGAGGCAGCGGAGGAGACAAGCCGUCCGGUCAGUCGGACCCGGGGACGACGUUAUGCGGGUGGAAGGCGAGAAGGUCAUGCCUGAGACCAGACGGGCGAGGGCGCUAGAAAGAGAAGAAGAACGGGGCCGCUGCCCGGCGACCGUCAACAAAGCGCCUAGUCACGUGACCGGCCGCUGAUGAGGAGAACAAAAACAAUAAUAAAAAUAAUAACAGGGGCACAAGUGUAGAGAGAUCCGGCCGCAGACACCGCGCGCAGCGCCGCUCGAAGGGAUCCCUCCGCCAGCACCUCAGCCGUGCUCGUACACGAACUAUUCCGCGGCGGAUGAGCAGAGAGAGCCGUCCCCGACAUGUCGUUCUCCCUAGAGGACACGCUGGAGUCGGACUGGGUCGCCGUUAGGCCCAAUGUCUUCGAGGAGAAGGAGCGGCACAAGUUCGUCUUCAUAGUGGCCUGGAACGAAGUGGAAGGCAAGUUCGCCAUCACCUGUCACAACCGGACUGCGCAGCGGCAGCGGAGCGCGGACAAAGGAGGAGGCCGGAGCCCCUCCAGGAAGGAAGAGCCGGAGGGGGGCAGCCCGGUGCGGAGGGACACCAGCACCCCGGGGAGCCCGGCCCGGGAGCCGGAGGAGGACUGCAGCUGGGCCGGUCUCUUCUCCUUCCAGGACCUGCGGGCCGUCCACCAGCUGCUGUGCUCCGUCAACGCCGACCUGGAGCCCUGCCUGCCCGCCUUCCCCGAGGAGCCGUCCGGCAUGUGGUCCGUGCUGUUCGGGCCCGCGGAGCUGGGCGAGGAGCUGGUGGAGGAGCUGUGCGGACGGCUGCAGCUCUACCUGGGCCACAGCCUGGAUAUCUGCGGCUGGAAGAUCCUGUCCCAGGUCCUGUUCACCGAGAGCGACGACCCCGAGGAGUACUACGAGAGCCUGAGCGAGCUGCGACACAAGGGCUACGAAGAGGCGCUGCAGCGGGCGCGCCGGAGGCUGCACGAGCUGUUGGAAAAGCAUAAAGCCACAGAAAACAUGGUUGAUCUUCUAGAGUUGUAUCAGAUGGAGGAUGAAGCGUACUGUGCUGUCGUAGAAGCCACUACAGAAUUUUAUCAGUACUUGUUACAGCCAUUCCGAGACAUGCGGGAGCUGGCGAUGUUACGGCGACAGCAGAUUAAGAUCUCGAUAGAAAAUGAUUACUUAGGACCCAGACGAAUUGACAGCCUUAAGAAGGAGGAUGCGGACUGGCAGAAGAAAGCUCACAUGGCCGUGCUGUCCAUUCAGGAUUUAACUGUAAAAUACUUUGAAAUCACAGCAAAAGCGCAGAAAGCGGUCUUCGAUCGGAUGAGAGCAGACCAGAAAAAGUUUGGAAAGGCAUCGUGGACGACAGCAGUGGAGCGCAUGGAAAAGCUUCAGUAUGGGGUUUCUAAAGAGACUUUGCAGUUGAUGAGAGCAAAAGAAAUCUGUCUUGAACAAAAGAAGCAUGGACUAAAGGAGGAGAUGCAGAGUUUACAUGGUGGAACAGAAGCAAUAGCCGUAUUGGACCAAUUGGAGGCGGAUUAUUAUGACCACCAGCUUCAGCUAUAUGAAGUACAGUUUGAGAUUCUGAAGUGUGAGGAGCUGCUGCUAACAGCUCAGCUGGAGAGCAUCAAGAGACAGAUCUCAGAGAAAAGAGAUGAAGUAGUUUAUUAUGAUACGUAUGAAAGUAUGGAGGCAAUGCUUGCGAUAGAAGACAUGGCAUCAUCCAUACAUUUACAGAGGGAAGAGUUGCAUAAACUUCAGCUUAAAGUUCGUCAGCUGGAGGCAAAGCGGGGCCGAAUUUCAGCGAAAAAAGCCUACCUCAGAAAUAAAAAGGAGAUUUGCGUCGCAAAGAACAGUGAAAAAAUGGAGCAGCGUCUUCAGACCGAUGAGCAGUAUAGAAUUCACCAUACCACACAGACAGCACGAGACAAACAAGAUGAAGAAGAUCGCAAAAGCACUUGGGUUACGCAGGAGCGACAGAAGACUUUGGACAGGUUACGCACAUUUAAGCAGCGGCAUCCUGGGCAAGUGAUCCUUAAAUCAACAAGGCUGCGUUUGACUCACGGUAGAAAAAAGGCAACAGGAAGAAUUACCCCCAGUGUUGACGAACCACAUUCCCUCUCGGUCAGUAUCCAGACACAAGGGAUACUUGACAUGGAGUCGCCAGAAAAUUUACAGCCUUUGGAGGUUGAAAAGCUCAAAAACCUAAAACUUGAAGAGAAUGUAUUACCUCCUGAUGUAGAUACCUCUGGACUUCAGGAAACAACUUCACUCCCCACUUUAACUCUUAAAACACUUGAAAAUAAUGCUGUGCAACCCCUGUCGCUUCCACUGUCCUCUCCACCCCCGCCGCCACCACCACCACCUCCUCCACCUCAGAAGAAAGAAGUAAACCCUUUAGAAGUCAGAGUGAUUCAUGUUAAGAAGGAAUCUGAAGAGACUGCACCCCAGACACCCUCUAGCGGCCCUUUGUCCCAGUUAUUUGACAGCAGUCAGCUUCUCAGUGCCAGAAAAAGACUGAAGAAAACUGGAGCUCUGGAGGGCAUACAAAGAAGAAGAGUGAGCUCGCCAAUGGAUGAAGUACUUGCAUCCCUGAAACGUGGUAGUUUUCAUUUGAAGAAGGUUGAACAGCGAACUUUAGCUCCUUUCCAAGAUGAGGAUGAGGAUAAUAACAUAUUAGCUCAAAUCAGAAAAGGGGUAAAAUUGAAGAAAGUACAAAAAGAAGUUUUAAAAGAGUCCUUCACACUUUUGCCUGACACUGACCCACUGACACGCAGCAUUCACGAAGCACUUAGAAGGAUUAAGGAGGCCUCGCCUGAAUCAGAAGAUGAUGAGGAGAGUUUACCUUGCACAGACUGGGAAAACUAACUGGUGGAUCUCAUGAACUAUGGAGAUACCCACAGCCAAACCCAAUUGCUUUUGCUGCACGAAGAAAAGAAUGUGGAGGCAAGUACGUCAGGUACAUCCAUUAAGGAGCUUCUGCUACUGAGAAACCUCAUAAUAUGGUAGAUGCCAUUAAAAUCAUGUCAUAAGUUAUGUGAUACUUUCACGCAAGUUGGAUUCUAUGAGCAUUCCUCGCUUCCAAAUGCAAUUUUUAUCUUUAUGUUGCUUAUCGGCCAGCACAAAGGUUUGGUAUUUUUCUUUGCAAACACUAUUUGUGAAUUUGGAGUCUACAAAGGACAUCUAUAAAAUCCAUAUCACUGGAUGCACUGAACCCAAUCCAUGUGAUGGAGAAUGACAAUGACUGACCUCCUUUCCAGCAACAGUAUCAGGCACUGUAUAUAUCAGAAGUAGAUUGUGUGCUGUUUACUCCAGUCAAUGAUCCAAUGGAUUUCAGUAACAUUACAGUAAAGCAACAUUUCUUUGAAGGGGCGGCCAUGCUUGCGUGCCUGCCAUUACGAACAUUACAGAAUAAUCAUCCUGUGUCUCUUGAAGGUCGGGUAAAGUACACCUGAGACUUUGGUCCCAUGUCUCAUACACUCUUUCUUCAAGACUUGUCGUGGACGAAAAGAGCUUUUUUUUAAGCUGUUCAACAAAUACAUAUAGCUGCUCAUGCAACUGACAACAUACUGUAUAUAAGGAGCAGUUAGUCAUUUUACUAAUUCUUACAUUUUUGCAUUUUUAUUUGACGGCUUUUUAUUUUAUCUUAAUUAUUUUAUGCAAUAUUGUUUGACUUCCUUACUGGGUUUUCCUAAGGAAAAUGCAAAAUGUAUAUUUAUACAUCAAUCUUCGGAAAAAAAAAUAUCUAGUAUUAUUUACUGUGCAUAUUUUCUUUGAUAUGGUUAGGCUGUGAUGGCCGCCAUAUGGUUUCUUAUGAGGAAAAGCCUUCCCCUAACAAAUAAAUUAUGACCAGCAAGCUACCUAAAUUCACUACUGUCCAACAGUCUGGUGUAUGGAGGGAUUUAUGCUAAGCUUCAAGUUUGGCUGCUGUGCACAAAAAUUAUAUUUUGCUUAGUUUUGAUAAAACCAAAAUGUUUGCUUGGUAGAUAUAGCUAUUUUCUUUAGAAAUAAACAGUUUCCGAGGUUCAGGCAUGAUGCCCAUGUGAAGCUUUAGCAUCCAAGUUUUCCAAUAGUACAUAGCAUGCACAGUUAUAAAUCGGUAAUGUACUUUUCUACAUAUGUCAGUGAAUAGUAAAUGAAAGUUUUAUUUUUAUUGUCCCUCGAUAUUUUAGGGUCCAUUCUGCAAGUUCCACUUUGCACGAAAGGAAAGUGGUUUUUGUAUUAAUGUGAUUAUGAUGAUUGAGGUUCCCAUGGCUGUGAAGUAUAGCGUGACCCAGAGAUGUAAUGUCCCUUUUAUCUAUGCUCUUAUCAGUGUACCUUGACUUCUUUACUUAAAAAUGCAAGCAGGGAUUGGUGCGUAUGAGUUGAUGUAGUUUACCUCACUCUAUAUGUAAACGUAUCUGCUGAGUUGAAGGGGCACUAGAGUGAAAAAAACAAGUGUACAGUAUGUUUCCAUUUUGUCCCCUUCUGCCCCGGGUAGUACAUUUGGGGCAGUGCAAAGGCUGAGGCUUUGUCUCUUGCUAGGAGGCAGAUUGCUGCAAGAGAAACCAAACAGGCUAAGUCCUGCCUCCUUAAGGGGGUAUUCCAACCUCUAACACUUAUCCCUAUUCUCUGGAUAGGGGACAGGUGUCUGAUUGCUGGGAUGUCUGACCAUUGGGAUCCCCUGUGCUCAUGAGAACGGGACCUGCAUCUCUUGUUAAUAUGGAUCAAUGGGUCCUGCACGUGCAAAUACACCAUAUGGGUGACAAUGAUAGACAAUGAAUGAAAGAGCCUCAUGCAAUCACGAGAUGCUGCUCCAUUCCAGCGGUAGACUCCACUCCCUGCUCUUAAGAUGGCGGGGAGGGGGAGACCCCCAGGAAUCGGACACUUAUUCCCUAUCUUGUGGAUAAGUGAUAAAGGUUAAAAUAUUCCUUUAACCUUAUUCCUAGUCAAUGAUGGUUUGGUGCCCCUUUUAAACAUUUGAUCACAGUUGUUAAGCUGUAACCUGACAUGUUAUACAUAUUUAAAUAAUUUUAAAUAUGUGAUAUUGGUUUUUAGCUUCACUGUAAUUUUUUUGUGGCUUACCUAAAGGUAUACAUUACCUACUAGAUAGAAAAAACUCAUCCAGCAAUGUUAUGUUUUUCUUCCCAUAUUUUUAAGCUAAAUGUGUACAGAUAAUUUUUUUUGUGUAUAUUUGCCACUUACCUUUUUUACAACAUGAUAUCUUUAAAGUAUGAACUAUGCAAGCAAUUGUUCUACAAGCUCGUAACGCUAACUUAGCACUGUGUAUGCUGGGGGAACUGUGAGUCUAGUGUUCUUCAGUACUAAAACAUUCACUAAUUGUGCACUUUUUUUGUUUACGUACAUGGGGAUAUAUUUCUGCUAUUUAGGAUUUUAGCCACUCGUUGUGCUUUGAUAUGUCAAAAUUCACUAUUUACCUGUUGAGCAAAAGGGACCAUAUAUAUAAGCAUAUAUUUACAGUUUAUAUGUAGAUAUAAUCUGCUUAACACGUAGAGUGAUAUUCAAAAUACAUUGCAGUACUUAUUUUGUGCUGAGUUGUAAUCUGUCUUAUGCUCCAGAGCUGCCUUCACAAUUCUGCUGGUUGCAGUUGGAAACACAAGAACCUUGACACAAAACAUUGCCCUUAGUUGAACUGUUAUUAUGCACUGAGAAAAUAGAAUAUUUCCCUACAUAAGAUUACUGUAUAGUGACUGCUGUAGAGUUGGCACUCACCAGAAUGCGAAUCAAAGAGACCAUUAACCACCUGCCUACCAGGAGAUUCUGGAACCUUACUAGUUCUUGACUAUAAGGUAAAGUUCAUACAGCAGAUUUACUGCAGGUUUCCAAUGCAGAAUACAGUACAAUGCAUAUGCACUUUACAAAAUCUCAUCCACAUACUGUAAAAAAAAAAAAAAAAUCUGUGUGGAAUAGUUCCCAUAUAGAGGGUGACUUAGUAUUUUGGUUCUUUACUGUAAGUCUCAGAUUUAGAUGCAAAUGUGUUGCCUAGGGAGGUAGGUAGUCCAAGAAAUAUAUAUAUUUUUUAUUUUUAUUCAGUGCAGAGUAGGCUAUAAAUGAAUAAUGAUGUAGCAACUCUUGUAAAUCCUUGUGUAUACCUAUUUUAGUUCAUGUGGCAUGCAUGGGUUAUCUGCCAUCUUGAUUCAGAUUUCCUCAGUGGCAUAGAACUUUCCCUUAACUCACACUAUAGACUAAAUGAUAUGCAUCUUUAGUCUGUUUCCUUCUUUCCUGUUAGCUCUAAUAAGGAGGAAAGCAGUGUCAAUAUAACCUACAAUGAAAAAAUACAAACAAUGAUAGUAUCCAAAAAAGCACAUUGCAGACAUCUCAUCUGCACACAGCAGGGACAGUGUAAGUCAGUAGAGUUGUACAACUCUGCAUCGUAUGAGUGUAUGGACUCACCAUCUAAAUCACUGCACUCCUGUCCUCUCAGAGAGGACAGACAUUCUAAUCUUCAGCAACAUUCUGUGCAUAGAGAAUAAACAAAUAGGGAGCAUUGAGCUGAUUGAGAAAGGGUCUGAAGCUGCCGGGAGGGAUCUGAUAGGCGAUUAUUCUCACAGGAAGUUGGCUACACGGGAGAGACACUUCCUGUUAUACAUUAAAGAUUGUUUUCUGCUGGUUAGAAGACUGGUGGUCACAUGACCCAGCUGCAGUAAAGAAAAACAUCGAUGCAGCUGAGCUUGCAGGAAACAAAUGACACUGCAGGUAUACCUGGAGUGUGUAUUUACAUUGUCUGCAGCAUAUCUGCUGUGCGUGGACUUAACCUAAUACAGAUUAAUCCAACUCAAUGCAAGAUAAGUAAUGUAAUGUAGAUCAUCUAUGUAUAAACGGUAAAAACUGUAAAAAAUUUGAAAUAUAUCUUAAAGUCCAGGUAAGUCUCUGAUACAGAAUAUUUUUACUUAAGAGUAUGAAUUCAUUAUUUGCUAUUAAAGGCAUUUCUGUAAAAUUAUAGAGUCAGGGCUUAGGCUGGCAUAUAAUGGUAACAAAAUACGUCCAACCCGCUGCCACAUCUGUCCCGAUGGUGUUCUUGACUGCUCAGCCAAUCGGUGUCCAAAACUGUUUUUUGCUAUGGCCAUUGAUUUGCUGGGCAGGUGUCUUCUACAUGGACCAUUGGGACAGACACAGCAGGGGAGCAGGCAGGGGAAUAUAACUUUAUUUUAAUAUUAACAAUUUUGUGUUGCCAUGCAAAGAGGGGAAGUGUAGUUUUGUAAAAACAUAGAAUUUCUAUACCUUUAACAUCUGAUAUCUAUCCAUUAAAAUUAUGUCGACUUAAAAAUAUACAGACGGGGAAAUGUAUCAUUGUUUUACUCUGUUUUGUUGUGUUGAUAUUUGAAAACACUUUAUUGCGACUUUUACUUUAGAUGCUUUUUGAAAGAUUGUGUAGCUAUGCCAUAGUCUGGUUACCUUUUUUUCAGUGGUCGUGAACUAAUCAUGUCGCACAAUUUGUCACAAAUUUACUCCAGCCCAGACCUGACUUAACCCCUUAAGGACCAAGGACGUACCGGUACGUCCUUGGUCCUGCUCUUCUGAUAUAACGCGGGGUUACACAGUAACCCCGCAUCAUAUCAUGGCGGGCCCGGCGUCAUAGUGAAGCCGGGACCCGCCUCUAAUAGCGCGCAGCGCCGAUCGCGGCGCCGCGCGCUAUUAACCCUUUAGCCGUGCGCUCAAAGCUGAGCCGCGCGGCUAAAAGUGAAAGUGAAA